CGCUCGCGGGCGCCGACUGAUGACGCAAAGCGCGCGGGGCGUUUCAGCCUCCGGAGAAGUGGGCUGAGGGAAGGAAUUGGGCUCUGAGCGUGCGACGUUCUUCUAGGUGCUUCUGAGCUAGGUGGGACAGCCAGGUAACAAUUUCAAGAUGCCAGGGCGGUCCAGUACAAACUCUGGUUCCACUCGCUACAUAUCCUUCAGUGGUGUGGAGUCAGCACUCUCCUCCUUAAAAACCUUCCAAUCCUGCAUCAGUACCGGAAUGGACACAGUUUCUAGUGUUGCCUUGGACCUUGUGGAGACACAGACUGAAGUGAGUAGUGAGUACAGUAUGGACAAGGCCAUGGUCGAGUUUGCUAAAAUGGAUCGAGAACUCACCCACUACGUUAAGGCUGUCCAGUCUACAAUAAAUCAUGUAAAAGAAGAACGUCCAGAAAAAGUGCCAGAUCUGAAAUUACUAGUGGAGAAGAAAUUUCUGGCUUUACAGGAUAAGAACUCUGAUGCCGACUUUAAAGACAAUGAAAAGUUUGUACAGUUCAAGCAGCAGCUGAGGGAACUGAAGAAGCAAUAUGGUAUGCAUGCAGACAGAGAGAAUGAUGGGAUAGAAGGAGUUGACGAAGAUAUGAUUGUAACCCAGAGCCAGACCAAUUUCAUCUGCCCCAUCACACAGCUGGAAAUGAAGAAGCCAGUGAAAAAUAAAAUGUGUGGCCACACAUACGAAGAGGAAGCCAUUGUUCGCAUGAUUGAAUCCAAGCACAAGAGGAAGAAGAAGGCCUGUUGCCCCAAAAUUGGCUGUAGCCACACAGACAUGAAAAUGUCGGAUCUCAUUCCGGAUGAAGCCCUGAGAAGGGCAAUCGAGAGCCACAACAAGAAGAAAAGACACCACACUGAGUAGGAACAAGCCACCUGCCCACAGGGAUGUCAGCAGCCUACCUCCACCCCAGCCACCUGAGAGUGAGGUUAGAAAGCAUUCAGGGCUGACUGAACAGCACGUUGUAUUUGGGUAACCCUUGAUGGCAAAUUGUAAUUAAGAGCAUUUUUUAAGUUACACAAUAGAAACACAAGUACAGUAUAUUCUUUAUUUUCAAGUGCUCUGAAAUUUUGAAUAAAACUUUGAUAAUCUU
This is a messenger RNA of Acomys russatus (golden spiny mouse), 1121 nucleotides long. It is a transcript of the gene Nsmce2, whose product is annotated as NSE2 (MMS21) homolog, SMC5-SMC6 complex SUMO ligase. The transcript is spliced from 7 exons. Lineage: Eukaryota; Metazoa; Chordata; Mammalia; Rodentia; Muridae. Gene Ontology annotation, cellular component: Smc5-Smc6 complex; nucleus. The coding region runs from base 149 to 892 and encodes 247 amino acids. The record is from RefSeq and is a predicted model, not a curated record. Gene Ontology annotation, molecular function: SUMO ligase activity; zinc ion binding; ubiquitin-protein transferase activity. Gene Ontology annotation, biological process: protein sumoylation; double-strand break repair via homologous recombination; protein ubiquitination.